AUGUUCUGCAAGGCUACCUUGGUCACCGUUGCGCUCGCCCUCAUGGCGUCCGCCAGCCCGCUCGCGACCACCAAGCGCGGCGUCGCCGUCCCCUUCACCAAGCGCUCCUCCGUGACGAACGCGGACGGCACCUUCAACGCUGACAAGGCUCAGAUCGAGACCAUUAAGACGAUCAACAAGCACCGUGCGAACCUGAUGAACCUGGAGAAGAACGUGGGCUCGCACGUCUUCAAGCAGGGCGCGGAGAUCAAGCCGCUCGCAGUCAUCCCCGACCAUCUCCUCGCCAAGCGCCAGAGCGAGUCGCUCACCGACGAGGACGACGACACCGAGUGGGCGGGCAAGAUCUCUAUCGGCACGCCCGCGCAGUCGUUCCUCAUCGACUUCGACACCGGCUCAUCCGACCUCUGGGUCCCCUCGAGCUCGUGCACUAGCUCGACGUGCAAGAAGAAGGACACGUACAAGAGCUCGUCGUCCUCCACGAGCUCGAAGAAGAGCGGCACGUUCGAGAUCGAGUACGGCGACGGCUCCACCGUCUCCGGCCCGAUCUACACCGACACCGUCAAGGUCGCGGGCGUCACCGCGAAGUCGCAGUACCUCUCCGCCGUCACCACGCUCUCGAGCAGCUUCAGCUCCGACCCAAUCGAUGGCAUCCUUGGCCUCGCGUUCUCCUCGAUCUCCAACCUUGGGGAGAACCCCUUCUUCAACACCGCGGUCGACCAGGGCACCGUCGACUCCGGCGUCUUCGGCUUCUACCUCGCCUCCACCGGCUCCGAGCUCUACCUCGGCGGCACCAACAGCGACCUCUACUCCGGCUCGCUCGAGUUCCACGACGUCGACAACUCCCAGGGCUUCUGGCAGAUCCCCGGCGCGGAGAUCUCCGCGGGCAGCAAGACCCCCGUCUCCGGCUUCGACACCAUCAUCGACUCCGGCACGACCCUCAUGUACGGCCCGCCGUCGGCGGUCAAGACGUUCUACAAGGCGAUCUCCGGCUCCGCCGUCGUCGACUCCUCCCAGGGCGAGUACUCGUACCCGUGCGGCUCGCUCCCCACCGUCGCGUUCUCCUGGGGCGGCCAGCAGUGGGAGGUCACCGAGGACAACUUCAACCUCGGCGAGACUGAGAGCGGAUCCGGGGAGUGCGUCGGUGCGCUCUUCGGGCAGGACCUCGGCCUUGGAGACGAGGUUUGGCUGCUCGGCGACGCGUUCAUGAAGAACGUGUACACUGCGUUCUCGUUCGACGACACCGCGGUCGGCUUUGCCGAGCUCGCUUAA
Molecule: messenger RNA, 1269 nt
Organism: Epithele typhae
Lineage: Eukaryota; Fungi; Basidiomycota; Agaricomycetes; Polyporales; Epitheliaceae
Product: acid protease
Exons: 4
Coding region: 1-1269 (422 amino acids)
Biological process (GO): proteolysis
Molecular function (GO): aspartic-type endopeptidase activity
Source: RefSeq, a predicted model, not a curated record